Molecule: messenger RNA, 915 nt
Organism: Andrographis paniculata
Lineage: Eukaryota; Viridiplantae; Streptophyta; Magnoliopsida; Lamiales; Acanthaceae
Exons: 6
Coding region: 214-651 (145 amino acids)
Source: RefSeq, a predicted model, not a curated record
CUUCUUUCAGAGGUUUCUGUUUGUUUCUGUGAAAAGAUUCUCGGCGGUUACGUUUUCUUGACGGUGGGCUUUCUAUACAUACAUACAUACAUAUCUAUAUCUAUAUAUGUAUGUAUCAGUGGGGCUCUGCUCUCAAUCAAACACACCUCUCUCCUCCAUCGCAUUCUUACAUCGUUAAUUUUAGGACAACAAGUUACAUAAAUUUCCGAAUCAAUGGAAGAAGGGGGAAAGAACUCGUCUGGUUCUUCACUUGCUUCUGAUCUUUUCGGUUCGAAGGAUUCCUCCUCUGCACCUUCUUCUUCUUCUGGAAUUUUCGGUUCCAUUUUUGCCCCUCCUCCUAAGGGCUUGGGAUCCGAACAUUCAACAAAAACCGAGACGAAGAACAACGAGUCGAGGAAUCCUUCAAUCUCAAAUAAAAAUCCUUUACAAAGUGAAGAAGGCCAAAGCCACGCGCCGCCGUAUUAUCAAGAGGAGCAGAAAGUGCAGCCGUUUCAUUACAGCUCUUCGAUAUACUAUGGUGGUCAGGAUGUGUAUUCUCGGCCGCAAGAUCCUCAAAACCCGGGGUUAACUACCUUCAGUAAAGACGGGGGAGAAGACGACGCCGGAAGUGCUUCGAGAGGGAACUGGUGGCAGGGAUCUCUUUACUACUGAGAUUUCUUCCCAUGAAGAACUUCAUCUAGGAAGCUAUAUAUACAUAUAUACAUAUAUAUAUAUAUUUAAAAUAUAUGUAGGUAUGUGUAUGUAUAUUUUAUAUAUGUAGAGCAAGAACAGCUUAUAUCCAUCGUGUCUCUGUAUUAAGAGAACAGAGUUAGUAGAUACAUAUACAAUGAGAGUUUUAUAUAUAUAUAUAUAUAUAUAUAUACAUACAUAUAAUAUAUGUAGCUUUAAAGUGCUGCCUUUGAUCAUUUUAUUACA